AUGGAUGGACAGGAUGCUGAGAAUGGGCUAUUCUCUCCAGUUCUGCCAUGUUCCUCGCCCAUUCAUGGACAUCAAGGAAGUGAAUCUAUCCUCCCAGGAGGAGAGCUGGCCAGAGCAGGAUGGGCACUUUUACAGCUGUUGCUGGUGGCAUCGUUCUCUCAGGCUGAGGAGCUGGUGUGCAGGCGAAGAGGGGAUCCUGAGAACCCCCAGUUAUUUAAGAAUGGGGAAAUUAUUUUGGGGGGAAUCUUCUCUUUUCAUGGCAGCUGGAAAGAAAGAAAGGACACCUACAUGCACAAACCACCUCCAUUGCAAUGCACAGGUUUGAAUUUCAGAGGUUUCCAGUAUACCCAGGCUAUGCUCUUUGCCAUCGAGGAGAUUAAUAACAGUACAGACCUGCUGCCUGGAAUCUCUCUGGGCUAUCAAUUCUAUGAUGCCUGUGCCUCAAUUGCCAGAAGUGUGAGAGUAACACUGGCUUUGGCUAAUGGUAAUGAGGUUUUAUUUGAACCAUCCCAGGCACCUUGUACCAGACCAGCCCAAGUGCAGGCCAUUAUGGGAGAGGCCCCUUCCUCUCUUUGCAUGGCUAUGGCUACUGUCAUCGGACCUUUUCAUAUCCCAAUGAUCAGCCACUUUGCCACUUGUGCUUGUCUCAGUGAUAAAACCAAGUACCCAUCCUUCCUCAGGACAAUACCCAGUGACGCCUACCAGAGCAGAGCCCUGGCACAGUUGGUCAAGCACUUUGGUUGGUCUUGGGUUGGAGCUGUGAGAACUAAUGAUGAUUAUGGGAACAAGGGCAUGGCCACAUUUACAGAAACAGCCCAGCAGCUGGGCAUCUGUCUGGAGUACUCUGUGUCUUUCUUUAGAACAGAUCCACCAGACAAAAUACAAAAGAUAAUUGACAUUAUCAAAGCUUCCACUUCCAAGGUGAUUGUAGCUUUCCUCUCAAACCUGGAUUUUGAUAUUCUAAUACACGAGGUGUCUCACCACAACUUGACUGGGUACCAGUGGGUCGGUAGUGAGGGCUGGAUCUUUGACUCCCAAACUGCAGCCAUGGAUAAGCAUCACAUUCUGGAUGGUGCCGUAGGCCUGUCCAUCCCCAAAGCACAUGUCAGUGGCAUGAGAGAGUUCAUGUUGGAUGUAAAGCCUCUCAAUUCAUCUGGUAAUGAACUAUUUACAGAGUUUUGGGAGACAUUAUUCAGCUGUAAGUUCAAGCAGUCAAAAUUGUCCACAGAGAAUCAGAGAGAAUGUACUGGACACGAGGAUCUGACUGGAGUGCACAACAGCUUCACUGAUAUGUCGCUCAUGCCUAUCUUUAACAAUGUCUAUAAAGGAGUGUAUGCUGUGGCCCAUGCAUUUCAUAGUAUGCUCAGCUGUAAUAAAACAUGUAACAAGAUGCAGCUGGAUCCAUAUACGAUUUUACAACACAUAAAAAGGGUUCAUUUCAAAACAAAGGAAGGAGAUGAGGUUUACUUUAAUGAGAAUGGAGACCCAGCAGCAAAGUAUGAAAUUAUAAACUGGCAGCCAACAGAAAAUGGCAUUGUGGACUUUGUCACAGUUGGUUUUUAUGAUGCAUCUUUACCUGCAGACAAACAGCUGAAUCUGCAAAAUAAGUCUUUAAUUUGGGCAAACAACUCACAACAGGUGCCUGUGUCAGUUUGCAGUAAGAAGUGUCGUCCAGGAACUCGCAAGGUUCUCCAGAAAGGAAAGCCUGUCUGCUGCUAUGACUGUUUAAGAUGUGCAGAGGGAGAAAUAAGCAACAGUACAGAUUCUAUCACCUGUGUGCAAUGUCACCCUGAGUUCUGGUCAAAUGAGAGAAGAGAUGCCUGUGUAAAGAAGGAGGUAGAGUUUCUAUCAUAUGAAGAGAUAAUGGGAGCACUGCUCACUGCAGCGUCCUUGCUGGGAACAUGCAUCACUGCUGUUGUGGCAUUCAUUUUCUUCAGAUACAGGAAAACUCCUGUUGUCAGAGCCAACAACUCUGAGCUGAGCUUCCUGCUGCUCUUCUCCUUGACUCUGUGUUUCCUGUGUUCUCUGACCUUCAUCGGCCGGCCCUCUGAGUGGUCCUGCAUGCUGCGACACACAGCAUUUGGCAUCACCUUUGUCCUCUGUAUCUCAUGUGUUCUGGGGAAAACUAUAGUGGUGUUAAUGGCCUUCAGGGCAACACUUCCUGGUAGUAAUGUGAUGAAAUGGUUUGGGCCUGCACAGCAGAGGCUCAGUGUUCUGGGUUUUACUCUUAUACAAGUUAUCAUAUGUAUCCUCUGGUUAACAAUUUCACCUCCUUUCCCAUUCAAGAACUUUAAACAGUUUAAGGACAGAAUCAUCUUAGAGUGCACUCUGGGUUCAGCUGUAGGCUUUUGGGCUGUUCUUGGGUACAUCGGACUUCUGGCCGUGUUAUGUUUUAUUCUCGCUUUUCUGGCCCGAAAACUCCCUGAUAAUUUCAAUGAAGCCAAAUUUAUCACUUUUAGCAUGCUGAUAUUCUGUGCAGUAUGGAUCACCUUUAUUCCAGCAUAUGUCAGCUCCCCUGGGAAGUUCAGUGUUGCUGUGGAGAUAUUUGCUAUUCUGGCCUCCAGUUUUGGACUGCUCAUUUGUAUUUUUGUUCCGAAAUGUUAUGUUAUCUUACUGAAACCAGAGAAAAAUACAAAAAAGAACAUGAUGGGGAAGAAAACACCACAAUCCUCCUGA
This is a messenger RNA of Epinephelus fuscoguttatus (brown-marbled grouper), 2676 nucleotides long. RefSeq names its product extracellular calcium-sensing receptor-like. Gene Ontology annotation, biological process: G protein-coupled receptor signaling pathway. The transcript is spliced from 7 exons. Lineage: Eukaryota; Metazoa; Chordata; Actinopteri; Perciformes; Serranidae. Gene Ontology annotation, cellular component: membrane. The record is from RefSeq and is a predicted model, not a curated record. Gene Ontology annotation, molecular function: G protein-coupled receptor activity. Bases 1 to 2676 code for a protein of 891 amino acids.